Molecule: messenger RNA, 567 nt
Organism: Rotaria sp. Silwood2
Lineage: Eukaryota; Metazoa; Rotifera; Eurotatoria; Philodinida; Philodinidae
Source: the annotation of a GenBank genome assembly
AUGAAUAAAGAAAUUACGGAUGCUGAUAUUGAAGAAUUAGAAAAUAUGUUAUCAUUCAAGAAGGUUCCGUCAACUAAUCGUGAUACAUGUAUUUUUAAAGCUGCACAAGAUAUUUUACAAAAUUCUAUAAGUAUUAUAUCUAUGUUAUCUCUUGAAUCAACCAUUAAACUGGAUGCUGCAAAUUAUCUUGUAGAAGAUUGUUUACUCAUAUUUAAAGAAAAUCUAUUUAAAGAUGAAGACUUUAUGGACACAGAAGGUUUUGUGAAAUAUGUACCUGAAGACUUAAAUUUAGCCUUUUGUGGUCGUCUGGCACACUAUAAUAUAACAUUGGAAUCAUAUUUAAAUAGUAUUAUUAUUCCUGAUAUUUGGAGAACUCGUUUGUCUGCAGACGGCAUCAUGUUUCUCUGUACUAUGACUUUCUAUAGAAAACUCUUAAAUUUAUCAUGUUAUGCAUCAUCAAAUGAAGCCCCAUUUCAAGUAGUCGAUCAUGACAAUAAUAAAGAGAAAAAAGAAAACUCAUUAAUUACAUUUACACAGUUUUCAAGUCAACAAUCAUCAAACUGUUAG